Messenger RNA from Lingula anatina, 4297 nucleotides. RefSeq names its product PR domain zinc finger protein 1. NCBI's taxonomy places the organism in Eukaryota, Metazoa, Brachiopoda, Lingulata, Lingulida, Lingulidae. Gene Ontology annotation, biological process: cell fate commitment; regulation of transcription by RNA polymerase II. Gene Ontology annotation, molecular function: RNA polymerase II cis-regulatory region sequence-specific DNA binding; DNA-binding transcription repressor activity, RNA polymerase II-specific; protein binding. Gene Ontology annotation, cellular component: nucleus; cytoplasm. The record is from RefSeq and is a predicted model, not a curated record.
UUUCUAUACUGGUGAUGUAUCUGAAAAUUUCAUCUUCCAGUUUAUAGCUUUUCCAACUAAUCAUGAUAUGAUUGCCAUAUAUAGAUAGGGGCAAUUGUUGAAGGGAAAGUUGUUGUGGUAUUCUGACAAAGGAGGGGCCAUGCACCUGAAUACAAAUGGAGCUGAAUUACGGUAGACGGAUCAUACGGCUUUCACGCUGGAAUGUCCCCAGUGAAAGCGUAGGAGUCUGGGGAAGGUUCAGUUUCACCAGUCAAAAUGAAGGGAGAAGAAUAGAAAGUUUACUUUGAAGCCCACCGACUUGUUUGUGCGGUCUGUGAGAUUGACUUAGCUGAUCUGUUACGUAGCAGCCACUAACUAUCUCAAUAUAUAGGUUGGUAGAGUCUGUUUUAGGAAAAAAUUCAUAUAAGAGCCCUUUGGGGAAAUUUUGUAGGGAACAUGAUGAAGAUAUGUGAUCUGGAAGAAGAAACAAUGGGAGAAGAUCUUGACUUGCUGAGUCUGCCUGAGGAAGAGUAUGAAAAAAGAUGUGUCUACAUAGUACCUGACCAACCCUGUGACAGAGACCUACCUAACAGAGCAGAGGCCUCUUUACCCAGGAACCUGGUGCUCAAACCUUCACAGAUAUUCACUGAUGUUGUUGGUGUAUGGAGCACAGACUACAUACCAAAAGGAACAAGAUUUGGUCCCCUGGUAGGAGAGAUCUUCACCAAGGAUUCUAUUCCUAGAACUGCUGAGAAGAAGUUCUUGUGGCAGGUCCACCACAACCAUGACCUGUACCUGUAUGUCAAUAUAUUUGAUCCCAAGAAAAGCAACUGGCUUCGGUAUGUGAAUAGCGCCCCCUCCAAGCAGGCCCAGAACAUAGUAGUUUGUCAGGUGGACCAUGCUAUAUAUUUCUACACUGUAAGGCCCAUCCCUCCAGACUCCGAGCUCUUGUUCUGGUACUGUCAGGAGUUUGCUGAGCGUCUGAACAUUCCCCCAGCUGAGGAGAUUUACAAGUAUAAAAUGAAAGAACAACUCAGCCCACUCCCUGCAGAACUUCCAAAUCACAGGGUACCUGCCAUGCCAAACUACUGCAACAACAGCAGAACCAGCCAGACAAGACUCGAAAAGGAUCCAAAUGGUGUCAUAGACUUCAGUCUAAAGAAAAUGCCCAAAAUACAUCAUUUAGAGACAACUUCAGAGAAAGAACAAGAAGAACAAAAUCCAGCGCCAACUGCCCAGACAGUUCCCAGUUCUGUUGGUCCAAAGGUCCAGCCCAAACAGAGUCCAGAAAAGGAAGAGGUAUUCGACAUGUUAAAAAAACAAUGCCCCAGUCCACUACCCAAACAUGAUCCCUUUCCAUGCAGCAGUCCAGGGUCGGAAAAAAGUCAAGAUGAAAGUGACAGUGCAUUUGAAAGAUUCCCCACAAAAAAUGGAUACAAGAUACCCAGUAAACGCCCAGGUGCUGUCAUGAUUGAGAAUUUAUUAAUCAAGAAGAUGAAAGAAAGUGGAGAAACAGUGGAUGAACAGUCCUUAGAUGCAUUGAAAAUCAAAAAUGAGGAAAAAGAAAAAGAUGGAGAAACUGUAGCAAUGACAAAGGAUAUUAAAAAGGAGAGGAAAGACGGCGUGAUGCCUAUCAAACCAGAACCAAGUCAUCCAAAUUUGCCAAAUUGCUCAACACCAAUGCCUGCCAAAUUAUUGCCACCAUUGCCCAAUGCUCCUGCCAGUUUUCCCCAUGGCCCACCAAAAUUAGACUUCCCAGGUUAUCUAAAACCGGAUCUGAGACCAGGAUUACUGGGGAAAGUCCCACCCACGCCCUUUCAUCCAUUUGGCCUUACAGCCAGUAGCCCACUCUAUCCUUUCUACCAACACCCAGGCUUUGCCCAUUUGUAUUCAAUGAACGGAAUGUUACCUAUGAAUCAAUAUGCAGCAGCUUUGCCUUGGCAUCAUUUGUACCCUGCUUAUCAAGCCAUGCAAAAUGCUUACCUGAGCCAAAAUAUACAGCAAGUUAGCCCAACGACCAGUCACCCCCAUCAUGACCAAGCUCUGAACCUCAGCAAGCCAAAGAUGGACCUUCAGCUGAAUAGCUUGAAUGCAAACAACAUGAGGGGUUAUCGUUCCUUGCCAUUUCCACUGAAAAAGAAAGAUGGAAAAAUGCACUAUGAAUGUAAUGUGUGCUCCAAAACUUUUGGUCAGCUUUCCAAUCUAAAAGUGCAUUUACGUACUCACACUGGUGAACGCCCUUUUGUGUGUAAGACUUGCAGUAAAGGUUUCACCCAACUUGCUCAUCUUCAAAAGCACUAUCUUGUCCACACAGGAGAAAAACCACAUGAGUGUACUGUCUGUAAAAAACGUUUCAGUAGCACCAGUAAUUUGAAAACUCACAUGAGACUCCAUAGUGGUGAGAAACCUUUUCAGUGCAAACUCUGCCCUGCAAAAUUCACUCAGUUUGUCCAUUUAAAACUCCACAAAAGGUUGCAUACAAAUGAGCGCCCCUAUGAAUGCCCCAAAUGUAAUAGAAAAUACAUCAGUGCUAGUGGCCUGAAAACGCAUUGGAAAACAAGUAACUGCCUACCACCAGAAACUCCUAUUGAAAAUUUCCAUCUUCUUCAUGGUGAUGUUCCAGCUGAAUUUGGGGUCUCUGAUUCAGAUUUCACAGGGUCCAAUCAGGAACUGACUGAAAUGCCAGAAUUGAUGCCCUCAAGUCCCGGGGAGAGGGAGGGACUUCCUGGUUCUGGUUCUGAUCCUCUUGCUCUCCAAAAUAUGCAUAAUGAUAAUGUUGAUUGUGAUGCCAAUGCUACAGCAAGAGCCAGUCCAGCCACGUCUCUUGAGCCAAGAAGUCCAUCACAGGACCACAGUAGCAUUGUAUUGCCAUCGGAUACUUGCCCUCCUUGCCCUGAUUUAAGCUCACCUGGAAGUGAUAGUGACAGGUGAAAGAUGACUCUUUUACAGGAAAAGAUGCUAAUGUAACAGCAUUAAAUUCUUUUAAGUAUUUUUAAAAUUUAAAUUUUCAAAGAUUAAAAAAAUAUUUUUUUCCAGUGAACUGUUACCCCUUUAUCAUUCUUUUGCCAUUUUAUUGCCAUCUGCUGCUUUUACAUAAAUUUAUACAUAUAUAAAGUGUGGAGUCUUCUUCCAUUGAGCCAAAUUUACUGCCAUUCUUUCCAGAGCUUGCAUUCCUACUUUUUUGUGUGAUCUUGAUAAUAUUUGGAUGACUUGUUGCACUUUUAACAUUCCAGUUUUUGUGCCAUUUUGCAAUUUGAAGAAUGGGUCAAAAUAUUAUUGUAAUUUUAUCUCAGGGGCUGUGAAGUUUGCAUUAUAUUUGGGAAUUUCUGCUUGCAUGAUAUGUAAUUCUGUUAUAUUUAUUUAUUAGUAAAUUUUCUAUCAGAUUAGUUUUGUCAAUACUCUUGAUUGAAAAAUAACUUUUUCAGUGCAAUAUGUGUGAUAUGUGUAUGAUCUGUGAACUAUACUAUUAAUUUAAAGAUAUCUCUUAUCUUCUGAAAUUCUAUGGCAGUUAAUCAUUAAAUAAUAUUUUAGUGUUAAGCCUAUAGAUUGUUUUAAAUGAUAAGAUGGAAUUGUAGCCAAGUGUCAUCCUAGCUAUGACUAGAUUAAAAAGGAUUUUCUGUAAACCAGACUUUUUUCUUGUGUUAUGACUACAGUCUCUUUAUUGUUGAUGAUGGCAUUGUGAGAAUAAUGCGUUAUUACAGAGCAUGUAUUAUACUGAUUUGUCUUCACAAUGCAUUCCAUGUUUGAAAUAAUACCUUAACACUGGUAUUAAUUAUGAUAUUACUUUACAUUGUAUAAUUAGACAUUCAUGUAUCUUGUUUUUCAUCUGAUUGCCAGUUCGUUGUAAACACUGUUGUUUAUAUGAUUUUCAUUAUUGUAACCUCACAUGUACAGCUUGAGAAAAUGUACACAUAAUAUUCAAAUACUGUAACAAGCUCAGAUUAUGAUACCAGUAAUUUGCAGUUCAUUUGCAAACUAUGGCCAUGACAGUUUUGGUGAUAAUUUUUCUGAUGAAAAUAUGUGUGAAAUCAAAAACAAUUAACUUUCAUUGCCAUUGCCUUGUUAAUUACUGAGAUGAGAACAAGACUAGCUUAUAUUGUAUGUUUUAUCUUGCCAUUUAUCAUAUUUAUUUCCUCUUUUGUCUAUAUAAGUCAUUUCUGAUAUUAUGGAGUGUCAUAUAUUGUUGUUAUUAGCAAAAUAGACUUUCCACUGUUAUAAUUCUUUAUUAGAAUAGCUGAGAUUGAAAAAUAUAAGCUUCAGUGAACAUGAAGUGUCAAAUUGGUGUUGGGAUGUGAAAUUUUAAAUAAAAUAUUUAUUU